CCAAAAAUAAAAUCACUAUUAUAUAUUAAUAUAUAUAAUAAUAUAUACUUUAAUCAAUAACAUAAUAUAGUAAUAAUAAUAAUAAUAAUAAAAAUAAUAAUAAUAAUAAUAAUUAAAAUAAUAAUAAUUAUAACUAUUGCCAAAAAUAUAUUUAUAAAUAAUAUAAAUUAUAUAAAAUGAGAUUAUUAUGUUUAAUACUAUUUUUAGUUUUAAAUUAUAUAGUAUAUAUAAAUUGUGAAACAAAUGAAAUUGCAGUUUUAUGUAAUGAUAAUGAUCCAUGUACAGUAGAUAGAUUUAAAAUAUUAAAAUGUGAACAUACUCCCAAAUGUGUACCACAAAAUCAAUGCGAAAUUGCAACAUGUAAUAAAAAGAAUGGUGAUUGUUCAUUCCAACAAAAAUGUGUAAGUAGACAUGCAUGCGAAAAGGCAUAUUGUAAUCCAAGUAAUGGAGAGUGUAUAUAUACACCGACAUGUAUAAGUGGUGAUCGUUGUUCGAUUGCAUCAUGUAAUGAAACUACUGGUGCAUGUAAUAUAAAACCAUUAUGCAAGGGUGAAGAAAUUUGUCAUGAGGGUGGAUACUGUGUUGAUUGCAGUGACAACAAUCCCUGUACUACAGAUUUUUAUUCACCCUACUAUGGCGUUUGUAUAAAUAUAGUGAAUGAAUGGAUAAACUGCGAAAACUCUACUGAAUAUAGAAAUUGUCUCAAAGGUUGCCAAACUGAUAAUUGUAGAACUGCAGUAUGUGAUAAGCAAACCCUCAAAUGCCACACUAAUUAUAAAGAUUGUUCAGAUGGAGACCUAUGUACUCUAGAUAAUUGCGAUCCUGAAAUAGGAUGUACUCAUCAAGCAGUUGAUUGUAGCGACAAUAAUCCUUGUACUAUUGAUUUUUGUGAUAAUGAAUAUGGAUGCCAUUAUAAACCAGAUCCAGCAUGUAAUGGUAAUAAACCCUGCAAUGUAAAUUCAGAUUGCAACGAUAAUGUCGCAUGUACAAAAGAUGUUUGCACCAAUGGAUAUUGCGAGCAUACAUUAAACUGUGGUUUUGAUCAACACUGCAAUAGAGAAUACAAAUGUGAAAAAGUUCGAUUUGAAAAUUAAAAUUAUUAACAAUAAUAAUCCUCUUUAUAUACACAACAAAAAAUAACAAUAUUAUAAAAAAAAAAAAAAAAAAAAAAAAGAAAUCCCCAAACCAAUUAUUAUUAUUAAUAUAGAGAAAUAUUUAAAUACUUAAAUAAAUAUAACUAUUUAAAUUGUUUUCUUUUUAAAAAAAAUAAAAUAAAAUAAAAUAAUUUUAAAAAAACUAAAGUUAUCAAAAAAAAAAUAAAA
Messenger RNA from Dictyostelium purpureum, 1322 nucleotides. RefSeq lists its product as uncharacterized. The record is from RefSeq and is a predicted model, not a curated record. The transcript has 3 exons. NCBI's taxonomy places the organism in Eukaryota, Evosea, Eumycetozoa, Dictyosteliales, Dictyosteliaceae. Bases 177 to 1094 code for a protein of 305 amino acids.